Molecule: messenger RNA, 1675 nt
Organism: Acaulospora colombiana
Lineage: Eukaryota; Fungi; Glomeromycota; Glomeromycetes; Diversisporales; Acaulosporaceae
Source: the annotation of a GenBank genome assembly
AUGGCUUGCACCGUAUCGAAUGUGGCGGAUAAUGUGCAAAUUCUUCAAGACUACUCUCUACUCCAAAUUCAGAUGAGAAACCACGAAGCUUUCAACGAUUCGCGACUUCAUCUUCUGAAUUUGAAUUCGAAAAAUCCGAGAUAUUGGAUAGGACUUGCAAUCUCAUAUCACUUGCUUGAGAACUACAAAACUGCCGAAAAAAUUUUGAAAUUGUACGAAGGAACAUUGAAGGAAAAGCCUGGACCCAUGAACUUUGAACACAGCGAGAUGAUGCUGUACCACAAUCUCAUCAUAGAAGAGAGUGGCAAUAUUCAAGAGGCAUUCGAUCAUCUGGAGUCCAUCAAAAAUGACACUUGUGAUCGUCGGGCUUGGAAGGAAAAGAGGGCCCAGUUUCUAUUGAAACUCAAUAGGCUCGAAGAGGCCGAGAAAGCCUACGAGGAAUUGAUCGAAAAUAACCCCGACUGCUAUAAUUAUUAUGAGGGUCUUGUUGAGCUCAGGUCUGUCUCCCAUCACGCAGACGAUUUAACCUCCGAACAAGAAGAGAAGCUUGUCUCCAUGUAUAAAGAUUUAGCCCAAAAGUAUCCAAAAUCGAAUACGAUCAAGUUCUUUCCGUUGCUGCAUAUCACCGGUGAGGGUUUCAGAGUCGCGGUCGAUAACUAUAUGCGUGCAGCGCUUAGAAAAGGUAUUCCCUCGCUGUUCGUGAAUGUCAAGAAGCUCUACAAAGACCCUCAAAAAGAAAUCAUCAUUGAGCGAUUGGUUGAAGAGUAUCUCCAGAAUCUAAAAAAUCAUGGCACCUUCGCCCAGAACGAAGGUACCGACAAUGACUUUAUGGAACCACCCACCGCCUAUCUGUGGACGCUUUACCUGCUCUCUCAACAUUAUGAUUACAAACGCGAUACCGCCAAGGCCCUCGAAUUGAUCAACGAAGCAAUCGAACACACACCAACAUUGGUGGAACUGUACAUGACCAAAGGUCGAAUUCUAAAGCACGGCGGUAAUCUUCCAGAGGCCGUGAAAACGAUGAACGAGGCCCGUGAAUUAGAUCUUCAGGACAGAUUUAUCAAUUCAAAGUGCUCAAAAUAUAUGCUCAGAAAUGGUCAAGACACUGACGCCGAAAAGACGAUCGGGCUGUUCACCAGGGGCGAUGCUCCUGACCCUAUAACAGAUCUGGUAGACAUGCAAUGCAUGUGGUUUGCCCUCGAAGAAGCGGGAUGCUAUGUGAAACAAAAUAAAUUGGGCAAAGCCCUUAAACGUCUCCAUCAGAUUGAGAAGCAUUUCGCCGACAUAACCGACGAUCAGUUCGACUUUCAUACAUAUUGCUUACGCAAGGUUACGCUCCGGGCAUAUUUGAGUAUGUUACGACUAGAAGAUCAGUUGCGUUCGCAUCCGUAUUACUUGCGAGCCGCACAGGAAGCCAUCAAGAUAUAUGUAAAACUGCAUGACAACCCUGAAAUAGCCGUUCUCUCCGAGAAAGAACAAGAUUAUGAAAAAACCAAAGAUGAUCAGACUAAAAAGAAGGCUGAAAAGCCACAAGAUGAUGAUCCCGACGGUGAAAAACUUCUCAAGACAGAUGAUCCUUUAGGGGAAGCUUUCAAAUUUUUGCUGCCUUUGCAAGAAUUAUCGUCGAAAAGAAUAGAGACACAUUUAUUUGGAUUUGAAAUUUACCUUCGAAAGA